Paraglomus brasilianum is the source of this 171-nucleotide messenger RNA. The record is from the annotation of a GenBank genome assembly. Lineage: Eukaryota; Fungi; Glomeromycota; Glomeromycetes; Paraglomerales; Paraglomeraceae.
AUGGAUGGGUCAGAAGACGAUUUAUUUGGACAAAAUGAGGCGGAGGAAAUUGAUGAAAAUGAAAGGGAAAUUGUAGAUAUAGGGCUUCGUGCUGCAAAAGACAUUCUCUCUUCGGCUAAAAAAAUUAUCGAAGUUAUGAUCCCGGUAUUUAAUAUAGAAGAUGUGAAAUAG